Cetraspora pellucida is the source of this 870-nucleotide messenger RNA. The record is from the annotation of a GenBank genome assembly. Lineage: Eukaryota; Fungi; Glomeromycota; Glomeromycetes; Diversisporales; Gigasporaceae.
AUGUCUUCACAUUCCGAGUCCUGUAGAAAAUCUCCGUUAGAGUUAUUCAAUGAUCCCACAAAAUCUUAUAUAAAUGUAUGCGCACCAAUGGUUAGAUAUAGUAAGCUACCGUUUCGUGAAUUGGUUCGUGGUUAUAAUGUAGAUUUAGCCUAUACUCCAAUGAUUUUAGCAAAAGAAUUUAAGAACUCGAGUUUUGCUCGUGAUUUUGAUUUUAGCACUUCUCCUACUGAUAAUCCACUAAUUAUACAAUUCGCAAGUAAUAAUCCAGUAGAACUUACUAAAGCUGCAGAGCUUGUGGUCGGAUAUGUCGAUGGAAUUGAUUUGAAUUGUGGGUGUCCACAAAAAUGGGCCUUAAAUGAAGGUAUAGGUGCUCAUUUGAUGGAUCGACCUGAGCUAGUAAAGGACAUGAUUCGAAUGGUUAAAGGUAGUGGUAAUGCUGAAGCUGUAGGUAUAGAUUUUAUAUCAAUCCACGGUCGUACGCGUCGCCAGAAAUCUACUACACCCAUUGAUCUAGAAACUAUAAAAUUUUGUAAAGAAUCUUUACAAAUUCCUGUAAUAGCAAAUGGUAGCAUCUUCUCCUUGAAAGAUGCAAAUUUAUUAUACGAGAAUACUAAAGUUGAUGGUGUGAUGGCAGCUCGGGGUAUACUUAAAAAUCCUGCAUUAUUUACAGGGUGUGAAAGUACACCUUGGGAAUGCAUGGAUAAAUUUAUUAAAUUAAGUCUAAGAUUGGGAACUACACAUUAUAUUUUCCAUCAUCAUUUGAUGUAUAUGUUUGAAGACUUUAUGAGCAAUGCUGAACGAAAAACAUUUAACACAUUGACUAGCAUACCAGCAAUUGUUGAUUAUUUAGAAAAAUAUUAUAAGUUACAA